Phytophthora sojae is the source of this 2220-nucleotide messenger RNA. RefSeq lists its product as hypothetical. Bases 1 to 2220 code for a protein of 739 amino acids. Gene Ontology annotation, cellular component: autophagosome; phagophore assembly site. The transcript is spliced from 2 exons. The record is from RefSeq and is a predicted model, not a curated record. NCBI's taxonomy places the organism in Eukaryota, Oomycota, Peronosporomycetes, Peronosporales, Peronosporaceae. Gene Ontology annotation, biological process: protein localization to phagophore assembly site; autophagy of mitochondrion.
AUGGACGAGUCGCUACUCGCCGCCAGCGACGACCACUUGGCCCACGCCGAGGAGGAGGACGAACUGCUCUGGAACGAGCUCAAGGAUGACCACCGCGCGCGCCCAUUCGGCGGACCAAGCAGCCAGGACUCCGCUCUAGGCGUUCACACCGGUCCCGCGUCCUCCUCGGCCGCGCCGCUGCCGUCGCUGCGUGUUAACGUGCACCUCCCCGCCAUCUCGACGUUGUUCCGCGAGGUGCUGGACACGGCCAAGACGGCGCUGCCUGGAGGUCAACGACGGCCCAAUGGACAAAGCAGCUCUCCAUCUAUCGGGCGCGUGUCCCCCGUGCCCGACAGAUACGGGAAUGUCCCCAACCUGGACGCGUUCCUCAUCACACUGUACAACUACUACUACCACAAGGGCUUCUGGAGCAUCGUGGUGGUGGAGCUCGUGAGCCUCGUGACCGGACUGUUCAGUGUGCUACUCUCCAGCUUCAUGCUGGGCUGCGUGCAGUGGGGGCCGCUGCUGGAGUGCCACCGCCACCCGGAGAGUGGCGGCUGCAAGCAGGAGAUGGAGCACUACAUCACGUGCCGAGCUGACAACAACGGAGUGCUGGGGCUCGUUGGGGCGUUCUACUUCGCCAUGUUCUUCGUGUACUGGGUGUCCAGAGCUUUUCAGCUCAUUGGCACGCUGAGAGACACCAGGGAGAUGGAGGUGUUCUACAAGGAACGACUGAGGAUCGACGAAAGACAGGUGCAGACUAUUGCGUGGGACGAAGUGGUCACGAGAGUGCUGGACCUCGUGAAUGGAGUUAACGCGCCGGUGAAUAUGAGGCAGCUGUCGUCCUACAAGCUGCAGAUCGACCCGGCGCUGCUGUCGUCACCCCACGACUUUGCUCGACGCAUCAUGCGCCGCGAUAACUAUCUCAUCGCCUUCAUGAACCACUCGCUGUUCCAAAGCAAAAACCUGCUGCCCACGUCGCUACAGUUUCUGUCCACGUCGCACGUCAUGUGCUCGAGAAACAUGGAGGCGAACCUGAAUAUCUGUCUGCUGGACCAAAUGUUCGACGCCGACUUAAACCUGGCUCCGUCGGUGAUCCACAACGUCGACAUGCUCAAGAAGCGCUUCGUGAUCGCAGGUGUGCUCAACUUUGUGCUGGCUCCGUUCAUCCUGCUGUACCGCCUCUCGCGGUUCUUCUUCCUCGCGGCGCAGGAGUGGCAGACGAACCACGUAUACUACUUCGGCACGCGGCGCUGGUCUGCCUACGCUAUAUGGCGCUUCCGAGAGUACAACGAGCUCCCGCAUGUUCUUGACGCGCGUAUGGCACGCUCGUACUCGCUGGCGGAUCGCUACCUCGGCAUGUUUCCGGCCGGCGCGCUGGCGAUUAUUGCUGGGGGAGUUUCUUUCUGUGCGAGCUCGUUGAUGGCGGUGCUGGUGCUUGUGAGUCUGUUGGAGGAAUCGGUACUGCUGGAGACAACCCUGAUGGGCCACGAGCUGCUGUGGUACCUGACGGUCUCGACCGGUGUCUUCGCGCUGUCACGAUCGUUCACAUCGUCGACCUCGCCCUUCUUGAUUAAUGGCGACUGCGAAGAGGCCAUGAUGCAGGUCUCUGCGGAGACGCACUACUUCCCGAAGGAGUGGCGGGGCCAGUGCCACUCGUUCGAAGUGCGAGAUGCGUUCACAGUGCUGUUCCCCUACAAGGCUGUGCUCUUCGCGGAGGAAUGUGUGUCGGUAUUGCUGGCGCCGUACAUCUUGUGUGUGUCGCUCCCUCGACUUUCGCGCGAGAUCCUGCUCUUCCUGCGCUCGCACUCCCUCGUGCACCCGAGCACCGGGGCGGUGUGCCGUUUAGCCGAGUUUGACUUCAAGGAGUACGGCAACGACGCCAAGAUGGAGAGUUCGUUCAUCAACUUCAAGCAGAAUCACCCCAAGUGGGUUGGUGCGCGUGAGGGAGAAGCGCUGAUGCAGCGUCUGGGCAAGCUCAAGGAGGAAGAGAUGGAGAAGUCGAUGCGCAUGGGCGACACCAUGAUGUACAGCAUGUCGAUGUCGCAGCAGCUUAUGCAGUCCCAGGCUAUCCAGAACGCGAUGGGCGGCGGACGCAUGAGCGGGUACAUGCCUCAGGACAAUGAGUUUUACUGGCUGGAGAAGCUCCACCAACAAGGCCGGUUGGGCGAGCUGGAUCUAGAGGGUAUGAAAGGAAACCCUGCGGACAGCAUUUCCAUCUCAAGUCUGGGCUCUCCGUGA